Molecule: messenger RNA, 1284 nt
Organism: Microthlaspi erraticum
Lineage: Eukaryota; Viridiplantae; Streptophyta; Magnoliopsida; Brassicales; Brassicaceae
Source: the annotation of a GenBank genome assembly
AUGUGGAAGCCUAAGGGAGCGAUGUAUGUUAUGGAUCUUCCCCGUCACUUUUUCAUGAUUCGUUUUGAAUUGGAGGAUGAGUAUAUGGAGACUCUGACGGGAGGACCUUGGAAAGCGUUUGGAAGUUAUUUGAUGGUGCAAGUUUGGUCUCCAUGUUUUGACCCAUUGAAGAGUGAGAUUGAAACAACACCGGAUUGGGUGAGGCUGUCAAACAUCCCGGUGAAUUUCUAUCACAAGGCCAUUCUUAUGGGCAUUGCGAAGGGGAUCGGGACACCAGUGAAGGUCGAUGAUACAACGCUAAACUUUGAAAGGGCACGCUUUGCUAGGAUUUGCGUGGAGGUUAAUCUAAAGAAGCCCUUGAAAGGCACAGUGGUGAUCAAUGGUGAGAGAUAUUUCGUAUCGUAUGAAGGUCUUUCCACUAUAUGCUCGUUAUGUGGUAUGUAUGGGCAUUUAGUAUAUACGUGCUCGAAGAGAGUGCAAGAAACAAGGAACGUAGUGGAGACACGAGUCACGGCAAGGCAAACGAGUGCCACAGAAACGGGCCCGGUAGAGGAUGGAUUCACACAAGUUCGACGAGGUAGGAGACAGCAGGUGGCGGAGUCGAACCAGAGAGGAAUGGGAGAGAUGGGAGAGAUGGAAAGGAACUUGAAUAAGGAAAGUGGUACACCGAAUAUUCUGCUUGAGAACAGAUUUGGAAACCUUGAGGCUAACAUGGAAGAUGGGGAGAUUGGGGAAGUUAAUGCUGCCAAAGAAGGAAGUGAGAAUAUUUCUCCCGACGGGAAUGGAAACUUGGCGGAGGCUGUAGAUGGGUUGACGAAUAAGGAAAAUCUUGACUCAAAAUUGGGACAGAAAGGAAUGAAGAGUGUGGUGCAAGGAGCUGAGGUUGUGUUCGGAGCUAAUUUGGGCCGCAACCCCCAAACGAAUGAAAAGGCCCAUAAGGGGAGGAAAGCUGGGAAUGGUAAAAGUGUGGUGAUUCGGCCCAAACGUAGCAAUAUUGGCAGGCCCACACAGGGACUAGUCUUCGGCUCAGUGACUGGAACAUCUGAAUCGUCACCGAGUGGGAAGAGACUCAGAGUUGAGCAGACGAGUCCGGGCCGGUCCGAAGGCUUCGCCGUCGUCGAGAGUAAUGUAGCGGAGAGAAAUGAAAGCGUGGGUCACUCCGGAGUCGUCUCUAUGGAGGAGAGUCAUGUGGAGACGAAUAUCGAGAGUCCCCUUGGAGGAACUGAAAUCGCCAGUUUGUCGUCGGGUCUAUUGGUGGAGACGACGGCGCGGAAUGGAGCAUAA